UAGGCUACCAUCAUGUCAUCAUACCCUCUCGGCAUCAUAUCAGCUAAAAGCUUGGUGAUCGAUCUCGAAUACAUAGCUACAGGUCCACCUAAUAACUGUCAGAAUGGCAUUUUAUCAACAGCCGUUUUACAACCCGAAAACUCCAUUCAAAGGUUCGAUUCAUGAAGGCUUACAGGAUGGGAAGAGUAUUAUCAUAAGUGGGCGGGUUUUGCCACAUGCUCAAAGAUUCGAUGUGAACCUCCAGUGUGGUUCUCAUUCCCAGGCAGACAUUGCUCUGCAUUUUAACCCCCGUUAUGACAGUGGUUCUGGGUAUGUAGUGCACAACACCUUCCAGAAAGGUAACUGGUGUUCAGAGGAACGCAAGUAUGAAAUGCCCUUCCCCUCAGGCCACCCGUUUACCCUCCAGAUCCUUGUCACCCAGGACACAUACAAGAUAAGCACUAAUGGGAGACACUUCACGGACUUCAGACACCGUUUUGCAUUCACUCAGGUUGACACUAUCUCAGUGAACGGGAUGGUGGAGCUGAACUCCAUUGGCUUCCAGAAUCCUGCUCCCUUCUUACCUCCACAAACAGGUUUUCUGCCUCAGUUUGCCACACCUGGAUAUGGGUAUCCUGCAUAUCCACCUGCAGUCUCCUAUACUGUCCCAUACAAAACGGUAAUCAACGGUGGAUUAUACCCUGGCAAAAACAUUCUCAUCCAAGGAAUUAUCAACCCUAAUGCUAACAGAAUAGCGUUUAACCUGCGCCACAGAAGCGGCAUUGCAUUUCACUACAAUCCUCGUUUUGAUGAGAACUUGGUUGUGCGCAACUCCCAUCACAUGGAGAACUGGGCUGCAGAGGAACGGUUUGGAGGCAUGCCAUUUCAAAAAGGACAACCUUUUCAGGUCACCAUCUCUUGCAAUCCCCAUCAUUACAAUGUGUUUGUUGGUGGCCAGCAAGCACACACCUUCAACCACCGUUUCACGACACUGAACGAAAUCGACAUUUUGGAGGUUUCUGGGGAUCUACAGUUGACUUUAGUGCAGGCCUAAGGAUUUAAUAUCUGAUACUGUAAAUCACCAUACAAAUAUAUAACUGAAGAAGAGUCAAGAUAGAAUUUUUGCAGUAAAAUGCCCAAAAAAUGUGAACUACUAUAGACUUUGUGUAAUAUGCCACCAUGUUACUAUAUUAUAUAGUUGCAUGUCCUCUCAUUGUGUAUGAAAAUGUGUGCUUCAACGUGUAUGAAAUAGCUUACAUGUACCUUUAUAUUAUCAAAAUGUUUACUCCUGCCAACAGCCUCAGAAUGGCAGUAAAGAUUCAUUCAGCUGCAUCCAUGUGCCCUUUUACUGUGAACUUUAAUAUCAUCUAUAAAAAUAAAAAGUUAUUUUAGACAAAUUGCUGCUAUAGCUUUCUUAUUGCAUGCUAGGGUAACAAUGUGUUGGAUAUUAAAUCUUUAAACCAAGAAGGAGACAUUUCAUCAAAUACGUUGUAAUUCAACAUUCAUAACCUUGAAUGUGUAAAGACAUUUUAAAAAAAGGAUCAUGAAAAACUAAACUGUAUUCUCACUGAAUUUGACUGAUAGACAAUGUUUGUUUGCAUUUUAGGAAAGAGGCUAAUUUAUAAGUUUUUGACAUACUUUCAUUUUCUUGUAGAUUUGGAAGAUUUGUGUAUGAAUCCUGUAAAUUUCAAUGUGAAACACCCAUGGGAUCAUAUGUAAAAUAUCAUGUUAUCCACGUGAGGACACAUGCUCAUGUGAAAUUCAUGUUUUUUUUUUUCUGUAAGGGUGGUACAUUUCAAUACUGUAAAUAACAAAGACAUCAUUUUGAUAACUAACAUUUCAGACACAUCAUUUUGUGAAACCAUUUUCGAAAGUUUUUUGGAGUUGAGGUGUACAGCUCAUUCCAUAAGAGAGAAACAGAACGGCUGAAGAUUUUGAAGACAGAUAUUAGUAUUAUCUGUGCAAGAGAAACAAUGAAUGGUUUACUAAUCUUGCAUUACAAGCAUCCACUUCCGAGCAUUUUUGUGGAUGCUUCUAUUCCUGUGAAUUAUUCGGUCACACUUUAUUUUAA
This is a messenger RNA of Triplophysa rosa, 2050 nucleotides long. RefSeq names its product galectin-9-like. The record is from RefSeq and is a predicted model, not a curated record. The coding region runs from base 104 to 1033 and encodes 309 amino acids. Gene Ontology annotation, cellular component: nucleus; cytosol. Gene Ontology annotation, biological process: negative regulation of type II interferon production; positive regulation of gene expression; negative regulation of CD4-positive, alpha-beta T cell proliferation. Lineage: Eukaryota; Metazoa; Chordata; Actinopteri; Cypriniformes; Nemacheilidae. Gene Ontology annotation, molecular function: carbohydrate binding; galactoside binding. The transcript is spliced from 10 exons.